This is a messenger RNA of Jaculus jaculus (lesser Egyptian jerboa), 1637 nucleotides long. RefSeq names its product BCL2 interacting protein 3 (gene Bnip3). Gene Ontology annotation, biological process: mitochondrial outer membrane permeabilization; positive regulation of apoptotic process. Lineage: Eukaryota; Metazoa; Chordata; Mammalia; Rodentia; Dipodidae. The record is from RefSeq and is a predicted model, not a curated record. The transcript is spliced from 6 exons. Gene Ontology annotation, cellular component: mitochondrial envelope; nucleus; mitochondrial outer membrane. The coding region runs from base 78 to 659 and encodes 193 amino acids.
CGGCGCGCGUCCUCCCCGCUUCCGCCGCCCAGGCCUACUGCAGCCGGACGCGGCCGGGUCGAGCGGUCCUCGGCGCCAUGUCGCAGACGGGGGUCCCCGGGCUGCCGGACGAGAACCUCCAGGGCUCCUGGGUAGAAUUGCACUUUAGCAAUGGGAACGGCAGCAGUGUUCCAGCCUCCGUUUCUAUUUAUAAUGGUGACAUGGAAAAAAUACUGCUGGAUGCUCAGCAUGAGUCUGGACGGAGUAGCUCCAAGAGUUCCCACUGUGACAGCCCUCCUCGCUCACAGACACCACAAGAUACUAACAGAGCCUCUGAAAUAGACACACACAGCAUUGGAGAAAAAAACAGCUCUCAGUCUGAGGAAGAUUAUAUUGAGAGAAGGAAAGAAGUUGAAAACAUCUUGAAGAAAAAUUCAGACUGGAUUUGGGAUUGGUCAAGCCGGCCAGAAAAUAUCCCCCCCAAGGAGUUCCUUUUUAAACACCCGAAGCGCACAGCCACUCUCAGCAUGAGAAACACAAGUGUCAUGAAGAAGGGGGGCAUCUUCUCAGCAGAAUUUCUGAAGGUUUUUCUGCCGUCUCUGCUGCUCUCUCAUCUGCUGGCCAUUGGAUUGGGGGUCUACAUCGGAAGGCGUCUGACACCCUCCACCAGCACUGUUUGAUGACAGGAUCCAGUGUGCUCGCGUAGCAGGGCUUCUGGAGCUUGUGGACUGCUACUGAAGAGCUCCUGGACCGCUGGGGCGGCAGCACGGCUUGUGAUCACCUGGUCUGCAAAUGCCGCACUCCUGAUUUAGUAAGGUGAUAGACACUGAAGUCAGGGCCUGUAAUUAACUGAUGGGAUCAGGGAUCAAUUAAUAGCAUGUCAGACAGACCUACUAUAAGCAUUUCGUAGUAAAUUUUCUUUGAGUAUUAGAUAUAAAUAGUAUAAAUAAUCUUAUAUAACAGUGAUGAUGUACGUAUUUAAAAAUGAUCUGUAAGUAAUAUUCAUUCAGUUAACUCUUUACCCUUCCAAAGAAGAGUAGCAUUAAUAUGACCUUAAGAGGUUUGUUCAAAAGGAAUAUUGUGGCCUUAUAAUCACGUGACACAGUAGAAAAUAUUACCUGUUUAAAUGGGCACAGGUCUUAAGCAACUAAAUGAAUUGUUAACUUGUAAGCAGAAACCGAGGCCCAACUGUGAACUCACUGUAUGGUCCCCACACUGUAGCUUUUGCUUUGCAGAAUGUGGACUGCAGUCUGCCUGUCUGUCACCUCGGGCAGUCAGCUUUGCGUGACUGGCACUGUCUUCUUGUCUUCAUCAUUUGGAGGGCUGGGUCACAUCUCAUUGUCUAUGCUCAACUCUUGUGUGCUCUUAAAUCAGCUUUAUUGUAAGCACAUCUAUGCCUACUUUAGAAGACUGGAAAUAGAAAAAAUAAACCUUUGCCAAAUCCUUUGCAGAUUGCUGAAUUUACAGAGGAGUUAAAACCAUGUAUCCAGAGCUUCUUUGAAACUAGACCACUCCCCUGGGUCUUGUAUUCUCUUCCAUAGCAUGACAUUUUUAAAGACUGCCUCUUUGAUAUGCUGUAUAUAUACCGUUGUAUUUGUUCCACUUUUCCACACUUAGUUCAAGUGUACUAAAAUAAAUGGAACAUUUUAACUGUUAAA